Loa loa (African eye worm) is the source of this 670-nucleotide messenger RNA. RefSeq names its product GDP-mannose pyrophosphorylase B. The coding region runs from base 95 to 577 and encodes 160 amino acids. NCBI's taxonomy places the organism in Eukaryota, Metazoa, Nematoda, Chromadorea, Rhabditida, Onchocercidae. Gene Ontology annotation, molecular function: mannose-1-phosphate guanylyltransferase (GTP) activity. The transcript has 4 exons. The record is from RefSeq and is a predicted model, not a curated record. Gene Ontology annotation, biological process: cell wall mannoprotein biosynthetic process; GDP-mannose biosynthetic process. Gene Ontology annotation, cellular component: cytoplasm.
UUAGAUCAACGCCGGGUUGUACAUUCUUUCUCCAUCUGUACUGGAUCGAAUAUCAUUACGCCCAACUUCGAUCGAAAAGGAAGUUUUUCCGGAGAUGGCUAAAUGUGGAGAAUUAUAUGCAUUAGAGUUGUCGGGAUUUUGGAUGGAUGUGGGGCAGCCAAAAGAUUUCUUGACCGGUAUGCGUUUUUACUUGAAACACCUUCGCGACAAGUCGCCAUCGUUACUAGCUCAAGGUAGUCAUAUAAAUGGUAAUGUGAUUGUGGAUGAAACUGCAGUUAUUGGCCGUGAUUGCAGAAUAGGGCCCAAUGUCGUGAUAGGACCACGAGUGAAGAUUGAAAACGGUGUUUGUUUACGUCACUGUACCAUUUUAUCAGACAGCAUCGUGCAUACUCAUUCUUGGAUCAACAGCAGUAUUGUUGGUAGAAAAUGUUCAAUCGGUGAAUGGGUGCGAAUUGAGAAUACCUGCGUUAUUGGCGACGACGUCGUCGUGAAUGAUGAACUGUACUUGAAUGGUGCGAGAGUAUUACCGCACAAAGCAAUAACGACGAACGUUCCAGAGCCAGAUAUUAUUAUGUAACCGACUAAACUGGAUGUGAUAUUUGGGCAGUUUAGGUGAUGAUUUGUUUUAUGCCUUGUAUAUAUUUCAGGUCUCCACUUUGGUCAUUCCAUG